This is a messenger RNA of Thamnophis sirtalis, 1365 nucleotides long. RefSeq names its product pseudouridine 5'-phosphatase (gene PUDP). NCBI's taxonomy places the organism in Eukaryota, Metazoa, Chordata, Lepidosauria, Squamata, Natricidae. The record is from RefSeq and is a predicted model, not a curated record. Gene Ontology annotation, molecular function: phosphatase activity.
ACUCGUCCCCGAAGCCACGUCCCUCUUUUCGCCGUAGCGCGCAUGGGCGUCCUGCCUAAGCUCUGCUCUUGGCGGAGAUCGCGCUUUCAACGCAAUGGCUACCUCCUUGUGUCACCCGCCGUCGGCGCAGCCUGUUACUCACCUGAUCUUUGACAUGGACGGUCUGCUUCUGGAUACUGAACAUCUUUAUACUAUUGUGUUCCAAAAUAUCUGCAAUCGCUUUGGGAAAACCUACACCUGGGAUGUGAAAUCCUUAGCAAUGGGUAAAAAAGCAUUGGAAGGAGCAGAAAUCAUUCGCGACGCAUUGGACCUUCCAAUCACCAAAGAAGAGCUGUUACAUGAAAGUAAAAUCAUGCAAGAAAAAUUGUUUCCUAUAGCUACAUUGAUGCCAGGAGUUGAAAAACUAAUCCACCAUCUACACAAACAUGACAUUCCUAUAGCUGUUGCUACUAGUUCAUCUCGAGUGACAUUUGAAAUGAAAACAAGCCGACACAAAGACUUCUUUGCUUUAUUUCAUCAUAUUGUCUUGGGAGAUGACCCUGAAGUAAAGCAUGGCAAGCCACAACCUGAUGUGUUUUUAGUUUGUGCAGAGAGAUUUGAUCCUCCUCCAUGUCCAGAAAAGUGUCUUGUGUUUGAAGAUGCUCCCAAUGGAGUGAAGGCGUCACUGAAGGCGGGUAUGCAAGUGAUCAUGAUUCCAGAUGAAAACUUGAACAAAGACCUUACAAAAGAAGCAAGCCUAGUGCUGGGGUCCAUGAGUGAUUUCAAGCCAGAAUUGUUUGGUCUGCCACCAUUUGAUUGAACAUAGUUUUUUUUUAAUUAAAAAAUGGUGUUUUUUAAAAAGAAACAGUUUUUUUUUCUUUUUAGUAUUGUUUCAUUAUUUACACUUCGGCUUAAUUCAGUAUUAAAAUCACAGAAUUAAAAUGCAUUUGAAGCCUAAGAGGUUUCUAGAUUAUACACUCAUUCAAAAAGUAAUGCUCUUUUUCAUAAAAAAAAAAAUUUGGGGGGAACCAACUAAUAGCUCUCCUGAAUGUUCUCAUUACUUCUUCCAUCAUUUUUAUUUUCAGAAAAAUUCUAUAAUGAACAUUUUCUCUAGGUUUUUGUUGCUGUUGUAAAUCACCAGAAAUAGUCAUGCAGAACUAUAUUUAAAUCACUUUGGAUGGACUUUAAUACAAGAUUCUGCCACCAGUGAUAAAAGGUGUAAGGUUCUUUGACCAACUAAAUAGAUGUGCUUUAGGUCUGUUUUCAACAUCUUUUACAUAGUUAUCUGUGUUUAGCUGAAUGUAAACAUGUAGUUGAAAAUAUUGCACAAAUAAUAAUUUGUUGUAUAAUCUGAAUUCAUGCAUCAUGAUAAAAAAGUGGGCAACC